AUGACUGAGCCAGCGACCAAAGUCGAGGGACUGCCCAAGUUCUCCCGCCACAUCACCACGCACGAUGCAAACGGAGUAGCAAGAUUCGCAACGGCUGACCCAGCGGAUCCGAGCUCUUCUGCUGCCAGAACACUAUCCCCCAACCCUACGUGGUCGAAUUUUCCCACGUCUGGGUUCGGACUCGCGUAUGCAACAGACACGAUCCCGGCCGACUUCAACGGCAACGCCGAUUUGGACGCCUACAACGGGUACCUGCAGAAACACCCAGGCAUCACCAUCAAGGGCGGAUCAGUGUGUCGGGUGGUGGACAUGGCUCCUGGCGCCAAGUCGCCCAUGCAUCGCACCAUUUCGAUCGACUAUGGCGUGGUGCUGGAGGGCGAGGUGGAAUUGGAACUGGAUUCUGGCGAGAAAAGGCUUGUUAGGCGGGGAGACAUCUUUGUCCAGCGAGGGACAAUGCACAUGUGGAGGAACCCCAGCGAUUCGCAACCUGUAAGGCUGCUAGCGAUCCAGCUGGACAGCAAGGAAGUUGAGGUGGACGGCAAGGGGCCUCUGCCUGAAUUGUUCCUCUCGUAA
Messenger RNA from Fonsecaea nubica, 573 nucleotides. RefSeq lists its product as hypothetical. The transcript has a single exon. The coding region runs from base 1 to 573 and encodes 190 amino acids. The record is from RefSeq and is a predicted model, not a curated record. NCBI's taxonomy places the organism in Eukaryota, Fungi, Ascomycota, Eurotiomycetes, Chaetothyriales, Herpotrichiellaceae.